This is a messenger RNA of Guyanagaster necrorhizus, 594 nucleotides long. RefSeq lists its product as uncharacterized. The coding region runs from base 1 to 594 and encodes 197 amino acids. NCBI's taxonomy places the organism in Eukaryota, Fungi, Basidiomycota, Agaricomycetes, Agaricales, Physalacriaceae. The transcript is spliced from 2 exons. The record is from RefSeq and is a predicted model, not a curated record.
AUGGCACCCAAGGAGCCAACGCGCGCACAGCUCUCUUCACGGCUAUCCUACAGCCAGCAUACGCCGGCGUUUCUGCAGAAACUCCAGAAUCGAAUUGCCGGAAUACCGGACUCUGACCACGAAGAUGACGACGAGUGGGAGUAUGAUGGUUCAGGGCGUCCGCCGAUACCACGACGACCCGCAAUCCCAGAGCGCCCUGAGAGCCAGCCUGGAAGCGAAGAUGAGGAUGAUAGAGAUGAGAAGCCCCAAGUCGUGGUCUUGAAAGAAGGGAAACAUUUGACGGAGAGGGAGGCUGAAAAUGUUAGACGGCAAGAAAAAGGACUGUCCCCACUGCCUCCUGAUUCCACGGUUGACACCGAGGUUCAUGCUGUCGAUCCCACGCCCAAAGAGAGUGCCAUUGCCAAAGGCAAAAAGUCAGCACCUAGCCUUUCUUUUUCUUCAUCGAAAGCUGCUGCAACAAAGUCCUCAGCGUCGAAACGGAAGCGAAUUGGGGGCUUGGAGGAUGCUAGCCUUUCAUCGAAAGCUCCAUCGAAGAAGAAAGCGAAGAAGGCUGCGAAGAGCAAAACAUUGCUAUCGUUCGGUGACGACGCGUAG